Messenger RNA from Homo sapiens (human), 2583 nucleotides. It is a transcript of the gene BNIPL, whose product is annotated as BCL2 interacting protein like. The coding region runs from base 975 to 1550 and encodes 191 amino acids. The record is from RefSeq and is a predicted model, not a curated record. Lineage: Eukaryota; Metazoa; Chordata; Mammalia; Primates; Hominidae. The transcript is spliced from 9 exons.
AUCCCAGCACUUUGGGUGGCCGAGGCGGGUGGAUCACCUGAGGUCAGGAGUUUGAGACCAGCCUGACCAACACGGUGAAAUCCCGUCUCUACUAAAAAUACAAAAUUAGCCAGGUGUGGUGGCACAUGCCUGUAAUCCCAGCUACUCGGGAGGCUGAGGCAGGAGAAUCACUUGAACCUGGGAGGCAGAGGUUGUAGUGAGCUGAGAUUGUGCCAUUACACCCGAGCUUGGGCAACAAGAGUGAAACUCUGUCUCAAAAAAAAAAAAAAAAAAAAAAAAAAAAAGCAAAUGGACACAGGGAUGGUGAAUUAGGACUUGAAGGAAAAAAAUGGGAAAAAGAAAACAGAGGCCGGGCGUGGUGGCUGAUGCCUGUAAUCCCAGCACUUUGGGAGGCCGAGGCAGGUGGAUCACUUGAGCUCAGAAGUUCAAGACUACUCUGGGCAACAUGGCAUAACCCCAUCUCUACAAAAAUACAAAAUUUAGCCAAGUGUGGUGGUGCACACCUGUAGGCCCAGCUACUCGGGAGGCUGAGGUGGGAGGACCGCUUGAACCCUGGAGGUAGAGGCUGCAGUGAGCUGUGAUUGUGCCACUGCAUUCCAGCCUGGGCAACAGAGUGAGACCCUGUCUCAAAAAAACAAUUAAAAAAAAAAGCAGCAUAGGUGAUAAAAUCAUGGUGGGGAGAGAGAACCUAUAUAUUGAGUCCUGGCUUGAUGCCUUUGGUGUAUAUGUCUGCCGCCUUUUAAUCUCUUCCCCUCUAGAUUGCUUCCUGAGGAGGCUGGCACUUCUGAAGAUCCUGAAGACCCUAAAGGAGAUUCACAGGCAGCUGCAGUUCUGACCUGGAGAUAGACGAAUUGGAGACACCUUCAGACUCGGAGCAGCUGGACAGUGGACAUGAAUUUGAAUGGGAAGAUGAACUACCCCGGGCAGAGGGUCUGGGCACCAGUGAGACAGCUGAAAGGCUGGGCCGAGGUUGUAUGUGGGAUGUGACUGGAGAAGAUGGACAUCACUGGAGGGUGUUCCGAAUGGGACCACGGGAGCAGCGCGUAGACAUGACUGUCAUUGAGCCCUAUAAGAAAGUCCUGUCUCAUGGAGGUUACCACGGUGAUGGCCUCAAUGCUGUCAUCCUUUUUGCUUCCUGUUAUCUACCCAGAAGCAGCAUCCCCAACUACACCUAUGUCAUGGAACACUUGUUUAGGUAUAUGGUGGGAACUCUGGAGCUGCUAGUAGCUGAAAAUUACCUGCUUGUUCAUUUGAGUGGAGGCACAAGCAGGGCCCAAGUUCCACCUCUAAGCUGGAUACGUCAGUGUUACCGUACCCUGGAUCGGCGGCUACGGAAAAACCUGCGAGCCCUGGUGGUUGUCCAUGCUACAUGGUAUGUGAAAGCAUUUCUGGCACUGCUUCGGCCCUUCAUCAGUUCCAAAUUCACACGAAAAAUCCGUUUUCUGGACAGCCUGGGGGAGCUGGCCCAACUCAUAUCCCUGGAUCAAGUCCACAUCCCUGAAGCUGUCAGACAGCUGGACCGGGAUCUCCAUGGCUCAGGAGGGACAUAGCACAGGACUGGAUAAAAGGCCUUAGAACCAGUUAGUGAUCUGCCUACACCUGAAUCCCUGAAACAUCUGAACUGUUUUGUAAAUCAUCUUAUCCCCAACCUCAGUACCACCGGAUCUUCACUUCUCAGUGGGAUUUUGUCCUUUGCAUGACCCUACUUUCAGCAGGGCUUUGAGGCUGGGAAACUGAUCUGCUGGGUGACUUUCAUUCCAGUUGCUGGGACGGAAGGCUGAAUGUAGGGUCAUUUUGUAUGGGAUAUGCAGAGCUCUGGGUUUUUUUGUUUUUUGUUUUUUGAGACGGAGUCUCGCUCUGUCGCCAGGCUGGAGUGCAGUGGUGCGAUCUCGGCUCACUGCAACCUCCGCCUCCCGGUUCAAGCCAUUCUUCUGCCUCAGCCUCAGCGAGUAGCUGAGACUACCGGCGCACGCCACCACGCCCAGCUAAUUGUUUUGUAUUUUUAGUAGAGACGGGGUUUCACCAUGUUGGCCAGGAUGGUCUCGAUCUCUUGACCUCGUGAUCUGCCCGCCUCGGCCUCCCAAAGUGCCGAGAUUACAGGUGUGAGCCACCGCGCUCGGCCAGAGCUCUGGGUUUUAAUCCUACUUUAGCUGUAGAACCUUGGGCAAAUAACUUCAUCUUUUUGGGUCCUAAUUUUCCUCCUGUCUAACUGGAGGGACUGUGAUCCUUCCACCUUGGAUGGAAGAGGCUUACCUGACAGCCAGCCUGCCUGCUGGGAGCCAGGAGAGUCAGCUCAUUAAAUCUUGAAGAACCGCUGUAUGCCCUUUUUCCUUCUAAGUCAUGUCUGCUGCCUGUGAGCCUGGGAAGGAGUGCUUUCAAAACCUGUAUUUUUGCCCUCUUUAGUAAAUUUAGAACUGUAGAGGCUAAUAAACUGCGAUGAGACAUUUAAGCUCUGCUCCAAAGAAGUGAACGACUCUUUCACCACCCCUUGCAUCCCAAACCUUCGGUUCUGGCAGAGUUCUUGCCGCAGAGGUUCCUUAGGAGCACCCCGCGCGGCCCGCGCGAGCGCGCCUGCGCGUCGAA